Symbiodinium natans is the source of this 861-nucleotide messenger RNA. Lineage: Eukaryota; Dinophyceae; Suessiales; Symbiodiniaceae. The record is from the annotation of a GenBank genome assembly.
AUGAAGAAGCUCACCAACAUGCCGGCGCUGUUCCAUACGCAUGUUGACGACGAGCAAAUUCUCUGGGCAGUGCUGGUUGGAUCUGUGGAGCUCUCAACAAAUCCCACUGCCUCCGACCUGAACUUUUGCGCAAGGAAGAUCGAGGAGCGCCUUCGCAAUCUUGAGGAGGCGGAGCAUCGCUUCAAGUGGUUCUCCGGCCAGUGGACAAAGCCCCUAAUGCGACAGUUGAUCCGCAACUGGUGCUGCGGAAGCCUGGUAAUUUCUCCCGACUUGACCGCCUCCUCGGGCUCGCCCAUCCAGUUUGUUCGUGAAUACUACGGCGACGACAUCGGCUAUCCACCUCCAGAAGAACAGACGGAGGAGUGGAAAGAAUUCCAGACCUCCCUCUACGUGCUCAUGGCGAGGAGCACGUGCCUUGCUUAUCCUAUGGCGACUGCCAAGGGGAUCGUUUCUUUCUCAGACAUGCAGGACUUCGACUGGGCUAAGUACGACAUGGAAAGCAAGAAGCGCAACUCAGACAUCACGCAGCUUGUCCCGAACCGCUUGGCACGGAUGAUUGCCUUCCAUCCGGACGAAAAGAUGCAGAAGUUCUACCAGGACAUGGGUGCACGCGCACGCAAGAAGUGGGGCUUCGAGCAGUACGCAACCUUUGCAGACGCUGUGGCUGCCGAACAAAGUCUGCUGCCGGAGCAGCUACCAUCUUUUGUGGGUGGGUCUUGCAAAGUUGACAUUGCGGAGUGUUUGAAGUAUCUCUUCCGGCGAGAACCUGAAGCACUAGCGUUGAUGGAAGAAACGUACGCAGAGAUGAAGGCCACAAAUGAAAUCCCACAUCCGAAGCACAUGCAAUUGGCUGCAGUUUGA